Molecule: messenger RNA, 1026 nt
Organism: Penicillium subrubescens
Lineage: Eukaryota; Fungi; Ascomycota; Eurotiomycetes; Eurotiales; Aspergillaceae
Product: NAD(P)-dependent oxidoreductase
Exons: 1
Coding region: 1-1026 (341 amino acids)
Molecular function (GO): NAD binding; NADP binding; oxidoreductase activity, acting on the CH-OH group of donors, NAD or NADP as acceptor
Source: RefSeq, a predicted model, not a curated record
AUGUCUGGUUUCCAUACGUGUUUCUACAUAUCAUUUCCUGAACCGUCGACUCCACCGAAAACUUCUACCCCCAUAACCGACUCGUGGCAAGUUAUUCACAUCGCCUACCUUCCAUCCACAUCGACGACCCGCCAACUCACCAUCCACUGGGCUAGCCCAUCAGAUAUGCGGCUUGGCUUCUUAGGGCUUGGGGUCAUGGGCACCCCAAUGGCCCGUAACCUCGCCAAGAAAUAUCCUGUCAUGGCCUGGAAUCGAAGUCCUGCCAAAUAUGCAUCAUUCAAGCAAACUGACGCGGUUUCAUUUGCAGAAACACCCGUCAAAGUUGUGCAAAGCUCAGACAUUAUCUUUGUAAUGCUCUUCAACGCCCCAGCAAUCCAGUCAAUCCUAACCACCGAUUUCAAACGGGCUCUUUCGGACAAAGUAUUAGUCAAUACUAGCUCAGUGUCGGUCGAAUUCAGCGAGUUUCUUGAUCAAGAGAUCCGAAAAGCUGGUGGACAAUUUGUGGAGAUGCCAGUCAGUGGCAGCAAGGUUCCUGCUGAAGAAGGUCACCUCGUUGGCAUGAUGGCUGGAGAUCCCGACCUCGCCAAGACUAUCAAACCUUACGUUGAACCCAUCACACGCUCUGCUGUUUACUGCGGUCCAAUCGGUUCCGGCUUGAAGACAAAGUACGCCAUCAACUCAUUACUGAUUGCUCUCACCGUUGGAUUGGCAGAGUCUAUGAACCUGGCCAAAGCCCAGGGCCUUGAUCUUGAAGCUUUCGGAAAAGUCGUGGCGGCGAGUCCUAUGGCGUCGGCAUAUUCCCAUAUUAAAGUCAGCAAGAUGCUAAGCCAGGACUGGUCUCCACAGGCUUCGCUGAAGGAUUGUUAUAAUAGCACGCAGCUCAUUCAGUCUGCUGCUAUUUCAGCGAACGUAAAAUCGCCACUGAUGGAUGUGUGUGGGAAUUUAUACGCCCAGGCGAUGGAAUCGGCUCUGGGAGAAGAAGAUAUGAUUGCAAUUGCUAAACAGAUCGGGGAUCGUGAAGGAUAG